AUGUCGGACGAGCACACCAGAAGACGGCGACGCCGGGACGAUGAAAGGAUUGAUUUCAGGCUGUUGACGUACUUUUUGUACGAAAAGGAACAAAAAGAGACGGAAGAGACGGAAGAACAAGCAGAAGAACAGGAAGAGGAAAAGGAAGAGCAAGAAGAAAAGGCAAAGGAAGAAGGAGUCCAAACCGCAGGUCGACCUCCUUCAUCACGGACCGGUGGUGGCACGCCCUUUUCUCAAACAACAAACGACAACACACACUCGUCCACGGUGGCUGGAGUGGACGAUUCUGAUCAGAAUGAGGAGGAAACCCCCCAGAACGAUGGGGAGUUUAGCGAGGCAACCACGCCAACGGCCACUGACAAGGAGCUCCCGGAUGUUUUGAUGGUCGAAUUCGAUGGUUCUGCCUCUCUGUACAAUAGAUGUAAGAUAUGA
Molecule: messenger RNA, 432 nt
Organism: Seminavis robusta
Lineage: Eukaryota; Bacillariophyta; Bacillariophyceae; Naviculales; Naviculaceae
Source: the annotation of a GenBank genome assembly